CUCUCCGAACGGUUUUCACGCUCUUUCUGGUUCGGAGAAUGGCUGGUUUCUAGAUCUCUGAACCGCUCCUUACGCUCUCUGCUUUGAAGAACGGUUUUUACUUUGACUGUGGCUGGUGUCUAGCUUCCUGAACCGCACCUCUCCGAAUCGCUCCUCUCCCAACCGCUUCUCUCCGAAUCGCUUCUCUCCGAACCGCUUCUCUUCGAACCGCUCCUCUCCGAACCGCUCCUACGCUCUCUGGAUUUUACGUUGACUGUGUCUAGAGCGGGUUCGAGAAUGUGAGUUAGUAACCAGCAGCCGUAACUCGAGUACGGUGCACUCCGUAACCAAGAGCUGAACCGCAGUUGUCCGUAGUCCGGAACAAUGUCAAAGAAGUACACGAAUCCGGUGUCCAAGCACUUCGUCUACAACGAGCGGACGCGGAAAAGCACCUGCAAGAGGUGCCACUUCGACAUGGCAGGUCGCCACUCCGAGAAUCUGAUGCGGCACCUGAAACGCAAGCAUGAGGAUACCUACGACAGUGUGCUCGACGAGAAACGAGCAAUCCGUGCAGCACUCGCCCAGCAGCAAGCCAACAAAAAUGCAUCCAUUCCCGCAAAGAAAGUACAGGCCUCCAAGUGUCCAUAUCCAGCGACACGAAAAAAGACUUAUAUUUCCAAGGAUGAUGGAGCCCAGCACAAUGCCAUGGAAACCAAGGCGAUGGUGGACGAUGAGGAGACUGGGAAUGGGAGCGGAAACGGAAACAACAAGAGCAACGCCACAGACAGUCAGUUCGAGAACGUUUUCAUUGGCAAAUCGGAGAUACCCGAUGAGGAGUAUCAGUGGACAAACUCCGCGGAUCUGGCACUGGAGGCAGUCAACGUAACUGUGGCCACGAAGACCACUAAUACUACUACUACCACAGAAUCCAAUGCCAAGUCUACAGCUCGAGCGCCAUCUGCUGCUGCUCCGAAUUCUGGCGGGGACGAGGACUACUUCCUCCGCUAUCUCGGCAAUAAAUUGAGCAAAUACUCCACCCGCACGAGGAACACAGUCCAGUUUCACAUUAAUCGCAUCCUGUUCAAGGCGGACAUGGGUCGCUUUGAGGACACGGAUUCCCGGACUGACGAGGUCGACUACGACUCCCCGUAGUCCGUAGUCCAUGAGCUGUACAUAUGUUAUUUAACGCUUAGGUGUAAAUAAAUUAUUUUACGAGUUGUCACACACACA
Messenger RNA from Drosophila yakuba, 1209 nucleotides. RefSeq lists its product as uncharacterized. NCBI's taxonomy places the organism in Eukaryota, Metazoa, Arthropoda, Insecta, Diptera, Drosophilidae. Gene Ontology annotation, molecular function: DNA binding. The transcript is spliced from 2 exons. The record is from RefSeq and is a predicted model, not a curated record. Bases 364 to 1131 code for a protein of 255 amino acids.